AUGAAGAAACUUAAUACUAAUGAAAAAAAACGUAAACUUGUUUCGGAUUAUUUUAAAGUACAGAAUAAAAUUACCACAAUUGACAAAACCGACAAAACUGAAGAAACAAAAGAUAACCCCGGUCUUAAACCAGAAACAACACAACCAGAACAUAUUAUGUCGGUAAAUAUUGACUUAAAUAAUGUAAAUAAAUUUGAUAUUGGUAAUUUUAUUGACAAAUCAUAUGAAUUUAAGAGUAAUGAGGAUAAAUUGGAAAUUUUGAACAACAUUUGGGUACCAGAAAAUAAUUAUAUAUUUCCUAAAGUAGGAAACCGAAAUUUAAAAUUUCAAUAUCAGUGGUUGCAAAAAUGGUUUUGGUUGGCUUAUUCAUCUUUGUUAAACGGUGCAUUGUGUAAGUUUUGUGUGCUUUUUUCUAGAAAAAAAGGUGGUAUUGGGGAUCAAGCUCUUGGUGUCCUUUGUACUGUACAAUUUAACUCAUGGAAAAAUGCAAUUGAGAAAUUUAGUUUACAUGAAAUGAAAGAAUACCACAAGAACUGUAUUAUAACAGUUCAAACUUUGAGACACAAUGUUUCAAGUAAUACUUCGAUAAAUUUAUUGUUAGAUCAAUCAUUAAAAGACCAAAUUUCAUUCAAUAGAAAACUUAUAAUACCUGUUAUUGAAACAAUUAUAUUAUGUGGACGACAGGGAUUAGCUAUGAGAGGUCAUAAUGAUAGUGGUCCUUUAGCAUUAAACUUUCCAAUAGAAAAUGAUGGCAAUUUUAGAAGUAUUUUAAGAAAUACUUUAAAUCAAAAUAAAGAAUUAUUCGAAAUUCGGUCUAAAGCUAAUAAAAAUGCACAUUACCUAAGUCCAACAACUCAAAAUGAAAUUAUUAACAGCUGCCAACUUAUAAUAUUAAACAAAAUCGUAUCAGAUAUUAAUAAAUCACAAUGCUUCUCAAUUUUAGCAGAUGAGACAGCAGAUGUUAGUGGUAUAGAACAAUUUUCUCUGUCAGCUAGAUUUAUUAAAGAAAAUAUUAUAGUUGAAUCAUUUUUAUUAUUUGUACCUGUAUCUAGUACUACUGGAUCAAAUUUAUCUUCAGUUAUAAUUGAUACCCUAAAAUCAAUUGGAAUAGAUUUAAAAUACUUAAAAGGCCAAGGACCAAAAGACUAUAUGAUGGUGCUGCUUGUAUGUCGGGAAAAUUUAAUGGUGUUCAACAGUUAA
Messenger RNA from Macrosiphum euphorbiae (potato aphid), 1200 nucleotides. NCBI's taxonomy places the organism in Eukaryota, Metazoa, Arthropoda, Insecta, Hemiptera, Aphididae. The record is from the annotation of a GenBank genome assembly.